Messenger RNA from Mesocricetus auratus (golden hamster), 2604 nucleotides. It is a transcript of the gene Ip6k3, whose product is annotated as inositol hexakisphosphate kinase 3. Gene Ontology annotation, cellular component: nucleus; cytoplasm. Bases 507 to 1691 code for a protein of 394 amino acids. The transcript is spliced from 7 exons. Gene Ontology annotation, biological process: phosphatidylinositol phosphate biosynthetic process; inositol phosphate biosynthetic process. Gene Ontology annotation, molecular function: inositol hexakisphosphate kinase activity. The record is from RefSeq and is a predicted model, not a curated record. Lineage: Eukaryota; Metazoa; Chordata; Mammalia; Rodentia; Cricetidae.
CCAGCUGACAACUGGGCAUACCAGCCCCAGGGGAUCAGGUGGCCUUCCUACCCAGGCCGCUGGCAGCCUAGUUCUCCUGGGCAGAAAGCCCCACCCAGGCUCCAGUGGAGAGUACGGAGCUGGGCCAGACCUUUGCCCCAGGCUUGUAGUCAGAGCAGGGACACGGAGAGGCAAGUGUCCCUACUGCACACGUCCUGACACCCCCGGAAGGAGGCUCUGCACCCCAGGUGACUCAGUCAUCCGGACCAUCACUCGUGAGCUGACCCCCACGUGGGGACUCCACGGAGGAGCCUCUGUUCUCUGAGCCUCAAUGGCAAGGCCAGGGCCGUAGGCAAUGCGUCAGACUCCUGUUCAUUACCAGGGAGGUGGGCGGCCAGGAAUCGCCUGUGCAGGGGCAGUGGUAAAGGCCACAACAAGACAGCAGACCGUGGGGACCGCGGACGGCCCAGCUGUUGGGAGCAGCAGCCUCUGCGUCUUGCCUUCCUCGGGGAGGACUUGGCGGAACCAUGGUGGUGCUACACAGCACCGACAAGGGGAGCCACGGGGUAGGGGUGCCCCUGGAGCCCUUCCUGCACCAGGUGGGGGGCCACCUGAGCAUGCUACAGUAUGACGCUCACACGGUGUGCAAGCCCCUCAUCUCCCAGGAGCAGAAGUUCUACGAGUCCCUGCCGCUGGCCAUGAGAUGCUUCACCCCGCAGUACAAAGGUACCGUCACAGUGCGCCUCCGGAGGGACAGCAGAGGCCGUCUUGGCCUGGUUGCCAACCCACUGAAGGAGAACCUGGAGCCUCUCCAGGUCUCCCCAGAUUCCAGCGCGGUGGCCAUCUGGCAGACGCUUCAGCAGAGUGCCAGCAGUGAUAGCAGCCCCCGUGCCCUGGCCCAGCUGGCACGCUCGCUCACAGAGAGCACAACCAAGGUGCUUCUGAGCCCCGACUGCCACCUCAGUGCCCAGGCGCCCCUCCUGGUGCAAAGUGCAGAUGGGAGCCAGGUGGAGAGGAGGGACUUUAACCCAUGGGGCCUGCACUGUCACCAAGCCCACCUGACCCGCCUGAGCUCUGAGUACCCAGAUGACAAACGGCACCGGUUCUUGCUCUUGGAGAACGUGGUGUCGCAGUACAAGCAGCCCUGCGUCUUGGAUCUGAAGAUGGGGACCCGUCAGCAUGGGGACGACGCUUCCGAGGAGAAGAAGGCCCGUCACAUGAAGAAGUGCGCGCAGAGCACGUCGGCCUGCCUGGGCGUGCGCAUCUGUGGCAUGCAGGUUUAUCAAACCGAUAAGAAGAGCUUUCUCUGCAGAGAUAAGUACUAUGGACGAAAGCUCUCCGAGGAGGGCUUCAGGCAAGCCCUUUCUCAGUUCCUCCACGACGGAACCCGUCUACGCACGGAGCUCCUGGAGCCCAUCCUUCGCAGGCUGCAGGCUCUGCUCGCGGUCAUCAGGAGCCAGAGUUCUUACCGCUUCUACUCCAGCUCCCUCCUCAUAAUCUACGACGGGCAGGAGCCUCCUCAGAACGCUCCCGAGACCACCCAAGGCACCGGUGACCCCGCCAAAGUCGAUGUCCGAAUGAUUGACUUCGCUCACACGACAUGCAAGGGUUCCUGGAACGGGCACACCACCCACGAGGGUCCAGAUCCUGGGUAUAUUUUCGGCCUGGAAAAUCUCAUCGGGAUUCUGCAGGACCUCCAAGAGGGAGACUGAAGGUUCAGGGAACUUUCUGGGCUAUAGAUUUUGCAAAGGGACCCAAGCUAGAGUAGACUAGAUCCCCUGUAGGUGUCUUUGCAAUAACCACAUCUACCUUCAAAAGUCAUCUCUGCACAGCAAUAUUGACAGUUGCUGCAGAAAUCUGCUCUGCAGGCAUACACACACACACACCGGGCAUCUUCCGCAGGGAAGCGGGAGCAGACAGUGAAAGCGCCACCAUUGUCCAAUGCACGGGAGGGUGUAGCCGGGGUCAGAGGUCAGCGCUGCAGUGCUGCAGGGUGCCUGCGGUCCAGAACUCUCUUCCGUUGUCAUGCUGCAGUCCUCAACAGCCGUGAGGGAGAGAGGGAGAGAAAAAAAGCUCCUGGAAGAAGCCUUGAGGAGUAUCCUGCUUGGGUGGAUCCUUCACGCCACAGGCAGACUAGCUAACGCCUCCCACCUCCUACGGAGAGUUAUAGGCGGGACAGGAGAUGGACAACCCUUUCGUCCACCUCGCCUGCCCUGUACUCAGGUUCUAAACAGACAAGAGCACCGGCUGGGGCGUGGUGGGGCGUGGCUCAGUAGGAGGGCUUGUGCGUCACACGCAUGAGGACCUGGGUUCCAUGAAGCCCAGAGUCACAAAAUAAGAAUAACAGUAAUAAUAAAAGAAUGAGUGGACAAGGACAGGCCCAGGCAGACCCCGGCACACCCCCCCGUCAGCAUGUGAGGGGAGGUGUCCCCACAGACUUUGGGGGGGUUGGAAUUAGCAAGUCUGCCACACUGUGACCAGAUGACCCUGACCUGGAAAUGCAGCCUCCAGUUGAGGAGUGCACCAACACAGGAGCCAAUAGCGUUCGGCCGUAGUCUCCAUUUCCAUUUAUUUACUUUGGGUGGGUAGGGGGAGUCGGAAGCAGAGAACCUAGAAGGCGGGGGG